UUGCUUCUCCGGCUUCCUGCAGGUGCCGCCUCUCGGAGCCCCCCUGAAUGAUGCCCAGGGGCCGCGCGUGGACCUGGCAGGAGGUGGGCUGCCUGCUGGCGCUGGUCAGAGGCAGCGGGGCGGCGGCGCUGCUGAUGGCCUCCACCUCGCGCCCCAACGAGGCCCUGUGGCGCGCCAUCUCCGGGGGGCUGGCGGCCGCCGGCUACAGCCGCAACGUGGCCCAGUGCCGCUCCAAGUGGAAGGCCCUCAAGCAGGCCUUCUACUCCGAGUGGCAGACGUGCCAGCAGGCGGGGGGCCACUCUCCGCGGGUGCCCCCCCACUACAAGACCAUGAAGAAGAUCUGGAAAGCGGCCGGGUGCCCCGUGUUCGGGGAAAGACGCCUGCCAGAUCUCGGGAAGCUGCUGCCUUCGUGCCAGAACAAGCCCCACCCGGAGACUGAGGCAUCGCCGCCCUCCCCACAGCCACGAGGUUUACCAGCUGAGGGCCAGGAGACCCUGGUGGGGCUGGCAGGAGACCAGGCCCAGCCAGUCCCUGCUAGGGAGAAGGGCUCUCCAGAGGCUGCAGAAGAGGAACAGGCAGCGAUGGGCCAGCAGGCCUUGUCUGCACCAGGCACGCCAGGGCCCUGCAUGGUCAGCCUGCUCCAGAGCAUGCAGCAGAUCCUGGUGCAGAUCCUGUGCACGUCGCAGCAGCAGCAGCUGCUCCUGGAAAGCCUGGCCAGCGACACCGUCUCUCACCGGCACUGCAUUUCUGACAACCUGGUGCAAGUGGGUGAAAGCCUGCAGGAGCUGCUGUACCAGAGCCAGGACUGCUCUACCACCAACUGGGCUGAUCCCGUCUACGGAGGUCCGUGCCAGGCCUGCUCCCCUGGCCUCCCGCCCACCUCUCCCUGUCUCAAGGUGGAGGCUGGGUCGCUCCCGGCCCCUCGCUGCUUGGCCCACCCGCCUUGAGCCGACCGACCCUGAACCCACCCGCCUUUGCAGAGGUUUGUGGACUCCGCACCAGGGACUCCUUUGGCAUCUCUGUGUGAAGGCAGAGUCGAUGUU
Messenger RNA from Elgaria multicarinata webbii, 1043 nucleotides. RefSeq lists its product as uncharacterized. Lineage: Eukaryota; Metazoa; Chordata; Lepidosauria; Squamata; Anguidae. Bases 48 to 947 code for a protein of 299 amino acids. The record is from RefSeq and is a predicted model, not a curated record. The transcript has 4 exons.